AUGCUACAUUCACUGUUGAAGAUUGUACUGACGCUUUCAAUUUCCCCGUUGAUCAGAUUUGUACACGGAUCGAUCAAUCCUGUCGAGAUCCACGAACAACAUUUCUUUGAUUCAGUUACCCGAGAACCGUUUUUUAUAAAGGGAGUUGACUAUCAGCCUGGUGGUUCUUCCGAUGUCACCAGUAAACAGGAUCCCUUAUCAGAUCCUAAGAUUUGUGCUCGAGACAUUUUCCUUUUCCAGAAACUUGGCAUCAACACGAUAAGAGUGUACUCAAUUAGUCCAGAUCUGAAUCAUGAUGCUUGUAUGACCAUGAUGGCCGCAGCAGGAAUAUAUCUAAUUCUGGACGUGAACUCCCCCAUGGAGAAUCAACAUCUAAACAGGUACGAACCGUGGACAUCUUACAACCACAAUUACUUGCAGCACAUCUUCGAAGUUAUUGAGGAGUUCGGUCAUUACAACAAUACUCUUGGGUUUUUCGCUGGAAACGAAAUAAUAAACGAUGGGCACUCCGCAAAGAGAUCACCAUCAUAUAUUAGAGCAGUUGUUGGCGACAUGAAAAGUUACAUCAAGAAAAACUCUCCAAGAGGAAUUCCAGUCGGAUAUUCAGCAGCCGAUGAUUUGAGAUAUCGAAUUCCACUGUCUCAAUACCUUGAAUGUCACCGUGAAAAUGAGCCUGACUCCAGCAUUGAUUUUUAUGGCGUGAACUCAUAUCAGUGGUGUGGGCAACAAACAUUCCAGACGUCGGGCUACGAUCAGUUGGUUAGUGCCUAUAAAGAGUACACCAAGCCUGUAUUUUUCUCCGAAUUUGGUUGCAAUACUAUUAGUCCCCGCUCAUUUGCGGAGGUUGAAGCUCUCUAUUCGACAGAUAUGAUCAACACUUUUAGUGGAGGCCUAGUAUAUGAAUUCACACAGGAACCGAACAACUAUGGGCUUGUUGCGAUGGAUAGAGAUGGGACCGCCCACUUGCUUCAUGAUUUUGUCGCUUUACAAAAUCGUUACACUGCUAUUGAAAGUAACGAGUUUCAAAUGAUACGCAAAAACGCUAUAAGUUUGAUGGCAGCCGCACCUUUGCCCGCAUGCAAAGACAAGUACGAAAACAUACAAAUUGAUGAGCAGGUGCCUCAAGAUCUCGCAAAGGACCUUGUGAGGAAAGGCGUGGACCAAAAACGGGGCAAGUAUCUAAGUCUCAAAGAUAGUGACUUAGUGUCUGAAUUCGACAUAUAUGACGAAAAUGGAGUCAAACUUAACGGAAAGUGCAAAAUGGAAGUUGUCAACAAAAUUGAAAUUCUCCAAUCCGAUGACGAACAUGUGUCACAACCAAAAGAAUCAAAUCCAGAUCCUCGGGAGCCUCCCAGACAGGCGGAGAAGCAAAAAGAAAAAGAGAGUAACGCGGCUUCGUUUUUAACACUCAGCGUCCCCUCUGCAUUUUUUUGGACAACGUGCUUUCUUUAUUUUGCUUUGCAUUGCAAUGCGUUUUAA
Molecule: messenger RNA, 1479 nt
Organism: Lachancea nothofagi CBS 11611
Lineage: Eukaryota; Fungi; Ascomycota; Saccharomycetes; Saccharomycetales; Saccharomycetaceae
Source: the annotation of a GenBank genome assembly